Messenger RNA from Priapulus caudatus, 375 nucleotides. RefSeq names its product DPH3 homolog. The transcript has 3 exons. Bases 104 to 355 code for a protein of 83 amino acids. NCBI's taxonomy places the organism in Eukaryota, Metazoa, Priapulida, Priapulimorpha, Priapulimorphida, Priapulidae. The record is from RefSeq and is a predicted model, not a curated record. Gene Ontology annotation, biological process: protein histidyl modification to diphthamide. Gene Ontology annotation, molecular function: metal ion binding.
GCGGCGAUCGUCCCUGCAGAAAUGCAUCCCAAAUGGGUGUUGUUACAAUGUCAUGUGUGUGUUGAUUUCCACAUCUGCGUCGUUUUAGUUAGAAAUGUGACAAAUGUCUGUAUUUCAUGACGAAGUCGAAAUAGAAGACUUCGAGUUUGACGAAGAAAGCGACACAUAUUACUAUCCUUGCCCAUGUGGGGAUAAAUUCGAAAUAACAAAGGAGAUGCUAGAGAUGGGAGAAGAAGUAGCUACGUGUCCUAGUUGCUCUUUGAUUAUACGAGUUAUUUAUGAUCCAGAAGAUUUUGACACAGAGGAAGAAGCAGCUUCUAUCAGCAAAGUCGAACUAGAGGUGGUCAGUAAGUAGGCAGCAUCCAGAGCAAACUG